Neocloeon triangulifer is the source of this 1095-nucleotide messenger RNA. Its product is annotated as gamma-glutamylcyclotransferase-like. Gene Ontology annotation, molecular function: gamma-glutamylcyclotransferase activity. The transcript has 5 exons. Bases 167 to 790 code for a protein of 207 amino acids. The record is from RefSeq and is a predicted model, not a curated record. Lineage: Eukaryota; Metazoa; Arthropoda; Insecta; Ephemeroptera; Baetidae.
CUCGCCCUCCUUCACUCGCCGUGAAAAAGUAGUCCCGUUAAAAUUGGUGCGAACCCGUGAGAAGUGAACAAGAAGUGAACGUCAUUCACAUGUGAUUCUCAAGGACAGUCGUUCGGGAGCGGCGUAAAAACGUAAACACGACGAUUUUUCGCACAUCUCCAGUGUGAUGCUGAAACGGCUCCUCUUCUGUUGCGUGCUCGUGUUCCAAAUCGCAGCAUCUGCAAAAAUCAUGCCUGGAAGAGGAAAAUUUUGGUAUUUUGCCUAUGGCAGCAACCUUUUGGAUAAAAGAAUCCACAUCAACAAUCCAUCGGCUGUUCGACAGACUAAUGCAAAGUUGCAGGGUUACAGAUUAGAUUUUGCUGGUUUUUCGAGGAGAUGGGGAGGAGCUGUUGCCACCAUCGAGCCUGAGGAAGGUACACACAUGUGGGGAGCUGUUUGGAAGAUGGACACUGAUCAAAUUGAUUCACUUGAUCGUCAAGAAGGUGUGAAAGAUGGGGUUUACCAGGUUUUACAUGUGAAUGUAACUGAUGCUGCUGGCUCGACUUACAACUGCAGGACUUACAGAUACAAUGCAAAAGAGCCAUUGACCGGUGGAACUUACUCAAAAAUUCCGCAAGCUAGACGUCCAUCGCCAAUUUACCUCGAGACAAUUUUAAGGGGUGCAAAUCAGUCUAGCCUGCCAAAAUCAUACAUUGACAAAUUGUCGAGCAUCCCAUCAAAUGGACAUGACAGCGGAAUGACUUUAGAUCAGUUUCUGAAUCGACCUGCUCUAGUCAACAAGAAAGAUUGAGUGAUGAGGUAAAUUUUUUUUAUUUAUAUAUGCAACUAUUUUGCAAUUUUAAAAAUUGCCAUAUUACCCACUCAAAUUGACAAUUACUUUAUAAAGUGUUGUUGAAAUACGGUCAACAAAAAAUAUUUGCAUGCAAAUGUAGUUUAUAUUCAUAAGUUGAAAUUUGCUGUUAUUUAUACUGGAAUAUUUCAUAUGGAUUUUAUAUUGUGGACAAAAAAAAUGCUGUGCAUCGACAUGAUCCAAAAUUUUAUUUUAAAUUUACUUGUUGACAAAAUAUAUCGAAUCUAUUUUAAAUAAUAUCACAA